GAGCGAAGCCAGAUCCUAUCUCUCAUGGUUCGCCAGCUGGAUGCCCACAGGGCCACUACCUGGGGCAAGAUCGCCGAGGAUCACCGAAACCUUGGCCACUGCCUGGAGAAGCUACAGGGCUUUCUGCAGACAUCUCAGCUGGGUGAUCACGGAGCCAAACUCCUGGAGGAGGUUGCCGCCGAGCUCUCCGCGGAGACGAGCGGGGGCCCUGGUCCGGAGGCCUGUGCAGCGCGCGCAGCGCCCUUGGGCCUGGCGGCUGAGGAGUUGAAGUCGGAGCAGCUCCAGGUCAGCUCCAACUUCGAGGCUCUGGGAUGUGCGAGGCUCCUGGGCGGUGUGCAGAAGGCCAGCUGUGCCUUGGGCGGGUGGACUCCCAACUCCGACCAGAAAGGUGAGUUUCUGCAAGUUGACCUGGGCACUCCCAGAAUGCUGACGGGUCUGGCCCUCCAGGGGCGUUCGCCGGCCUCGGGUAACUGGGAGCAGACCGCGGCCCUCUUGGAUCAUCUUCUGGAUCCCGGGGACCCGGUGCCGCCUGCUCGGCUUUUCAAGCGCCCUCCCGUGAGGCUGAUCCAUGACAUUUUCAUGGUCGCCCAUGGUAAGCAUGGUGCCUUGGAGGGCGGCCGACCGGAUUUCUCUGCUGCUCAGCUGGACUAUGAGCAGCUCUCGAAGACUGAUCGACAAGACAAGGUGGAUUUCUUUGAGCUUCUCCUUGUGCGGCUGAAACAG
Symbiodinium sp. CCMP2456 is the source of this 723-nucleotide messenger RNA. The record is from the annotation of a GenBank genome assembly. NCBI's taxonomy places the organism in Eukaryota, Dinophyceae, Suessiales, Symbiodiniaceae.